AUGAGACGUGUUCUCUGCAGGAAACAAGAUGGAAAUCAAAUGGUGCCUCUCUCAUUGGGAAUUACAAGUUGUUCUGGAAUGACCAAAAGAGAGUCCAAAAUGGAGUGGGAAUCUUUAUACGGGAAUCACUGGCACAAAAUGUACUGGAGACGCUUCUGGAACACACUCUCAGAUGCCGCCAGGAAAACACCAUCAUUAGAGAUACCAUUGAUAUGUGGCGACAUCAACGGCCAUAUUGGAGAUAAAGCAAAUAUGUUCCACGGUGUCCAUGGAGGCUUUGGCUACGGGUGUCAAAACGAAGACAGUGUACGAAUUCUGGAAUUUGCUGAAAACCAUGAACUCUCCCUGUUGAACUUUUACUUCAAGAAGAGGGGAGAACAUUUGAUCACAUAUAAAAACGGGAUGUCAUGCACACAAAUUGACUUUAUUGUCGUCAGACAACACAGACGACUAUUCAGGAAUACCAAAUUCAUCGAAAAAUGUAGAAGUGACUUGAGCCGAACCUGGUCGAUAUAA
Molecule: messenger RNA, 516 nt
Organism: Helobdella robusta
Lineage: Eukaryota; Metazoa; Annelida; Clitellata; Rhynchobdellida; Glossiphoniidae
Exons: 3
Coding region: 1-516 (171 amino acids)
Biological process (GO): chromatin remodeling
Cellular component (GO): nucleus
Source: RefSeq, a predicted model, not a curated record